Messenger RNA from Brachypodium distachyon (stiff brome), 1938 nucleotides. RefSeq names its product MLO-like protein 1. Lineage: Eukaryota; Viridiplantae; Streptophyta; Magnoliopsida; Poales; Poaceae. Gene Ontology annotation, cellular component: membrane. The record is from RefSeq and is a predicted model, not a curated record. The coding region runs from base 252 to 1754 and encodes 500 amino acids. Gene Ontology annotation, biological process: defense response. The transcript is spliced from 14 exons.
GCGCCCACCCAGUACGUGGUGCAGUGAAUGAAGUGAUCGUCGAUCGGGCCGGACAACGUUACAUCCAACCGACGCAUGCAGCUGCGUUUAUUAAUUGGAAAGAGGACUCUAUCUCUCAUCGAUCAAACUGGCGGGCCGAUCCAUCGGGACAGAGAACAAGAAGACGACAAGGCAAGCGCACGCACCAUCCCUUUGCAUUUGGCGGAUUAUUGGAUGCCCGGAAGGUGAUCGAUCGAUCGAGGUCUCGGGGGAUGGGGAUUGGGAGCGGCGGCGGCGGGGAGGCGGAGGAGGAGGCGGCGGCGGCGCUGGAGUACACGCCGACGUGGAUCGUGGCGGGGGUCUGCUCCCUCAUCGUGCUCGUCUCCCUCGCCGCCGAGAGGUGCCUCCAUUACCUCGGCAAGACGCUCAAGAAGAAGAGCCAGAAGGCGCUGUUCGAGGCUCUCCUCAAGGUCAAAGAAGAGCUGAUGCUUCUGGGCUUCAUCUCCCUGCUGCUGACGGUGUCCCAAGGGGUGAUCCAGAGGACGUGCAUUCCUCCCAGCUGGACCAACUACUUGCUGCCGUGUAAAAAGACAGAGAACCUCACCCGUGCGGACCCUUCGGAGGCGCAGUCCGUUGCUGCCGGGGUUUUCAGCCUCGGCGGCAGGCGGCUGCUUAACGAGGGUGGAUCGGGCCAUUGCCACAGCAAGGGAAAAGUUCCUCUGUUGUCGCUUGAAGCGCUUCAUCAGCUGCAUAUUUUCAUUUUUGUUCUGGCUAUCACCCAUGUGGUUUUCAGUGCUGUGACUAUGAUUUUAGGAGGGGCUAAGAUUCGUCAGUGGAAAGACUGGGAGAAUGUAAUUCAGAAAGAUGACACAAGAGAUGCACCUAGGAAGGUGACCCACGUUGACCAAUUUGAAUUUAUCAGGGAAAAUGUUAAUGGUAUUAGCAAGGAUUCUAUGGUAUUGACCUGGAUGCAUUCUUUUGUUAAGCAGUUUUAUGCGUCAGUUACUAAAUCAGACUACACAACAAUGCGACUUGGUUUCAUCAUGACACAUUGCCGAGGAAACCCGAAAUUUGAUUUUCACAAAUACAUGGUGCGAGCUUUGGAGGCUGAUUUUAAGAAGGUGGUUGGCAUACGCUGGUACCUCUGGUUAUUUGUUGUGAUAUUCAUGUUGCUGAAUGUUAAUGGUUGGCACACAUACUUCUGGAUCUCCUUCCUUCCCCUUCUUCUUCUGCUGGCUGUUGGCACCAAGCUGGAGCACGUCAUAGCUCAGCUGGCCCAGGAGGUUGCCGAGAAGCACUCCUCAAUUGAGGGCGACUUGGUUGUCAAUCCUUCAGACGAGCACUUCUGGUGCGCACGGCCGAGGGUAAUCUUGUACCUGAUCCAUUUCAUCCUCUUCCAGAAUGCGUUCGAGAUCGCGUUAUUCUUCUGGAUGCUGACUACCUACGGCUUCAACUCCUGCAUCAUGGACCAUGUACCUUUCAUCGUGCCAAGGCUUGUCAUCGGGGUCAUUAUUCAACUUCUCUGCAGCUACAGCACCUUGCCACUUUAUGCAAUUGUCACACAGAUGGGGACAUUCUUCAAGAAGGAGAUCUUCGACGAGCAUGUCCAGCAGGGCCUGGUGGGAUGGGCGCAGAAGGCCAAGCGGAGGAAAGAGUCCAAGGAGGCCACGGCCGGACCGGCACCCGGGCCGGCGGCACCGCGGGCGUCUUCUAGGCUGGAAAUGCUGCGACGAGCUGCCUCUGUACUACAGUGCAGUAGAGCGCCGCCAAGGUAGAGUUGUCCCAAAGCUGUAACGAAGAUGAUGAAGAUGCGUGUAUUAGUUUGAGGAAAGACGCUAUCAGCCUCAGGAAUAGGAUAUUACGCCUUAAGACUUAGUGUGCUGUAAUCAGGCUUGAGUCGUAGAAUUGAUGAAUUUGCUUUCACUGGCAACUAAAGGAAUGUAUACUGAGAUGAUGGUA